AUGAUGGACUGUGCCGACAGGGUCCUGUCCAACAAUGUUGAAUCAUUUCGUUGGUUGGUAAUCGAUAAUGGAUCAAGUCUGCAUGAUAUCACCGAUAUCUUAACAUUCUUUGAAGAGAUCAUCGUGGAGGACAUAAUUGUGAUUGGAGACUGCGCGCUACUCAAUGAUCAAGCUGCACUUGAAUAUUCAAUCGACGACUUCCUUCGAUCCAACAGAGUGUGGAGCUACCUCUAUGAGUCUAACGACGCGUUCAAUCAACGAUGUCAGUCAUCAUCAUCUUCGUCAUCGUCGUCUGGCAUCCUCGUACAUCUUCGCAAGACCAAGCCAGGAAAGAAGUCUCAGUUCUACAAACAUAUUGAGUUGUAUCAAUACCCUUUUGAAGCAAGUCGGCGACGCAUUGUCAUUGGCAAUCACACUUCAAAGUCAAUGUCAAGGUCUAGAUCCGACACAUGUCGACAUGGUCGUAUGUUGAUACAUGAGUUGGGACCACGAGGAAUGUUCGCAACACUACACAUGCUGGCCUAUGCCAUGUCUCGUUCAUUUGAAUGGCAUCGAACCCUUCUCAUUGACGACCAUGAGUUUGCCUACAUCACCAACAACUGGACCGAUCUAUUCCUUCCUAUUUCUAGCUGCACACUUAACGACAUUGAUCACGUGAGCAAGAACAAUAGACAGGUGGUCAAUCAUCUUUUGGAACAACAUUAUAAUGAUAGCAAUCAGGUGGCCGUUGUAACAAAGGACUAUUUGGUGUACGCACGCUUCAUCACGAGCUACAGGUAUCCGAAUGAUUGGUUCGACUCGGCACAAGCUUACCGAUCAUAUCUGAUGGACUGGUUGCUGCGGCCAAGUGCACCCACUCGGCUCUACAUCGCCAAGUCCCGAUUGUUUCUGUGGGGCGGCAAGCCACCUAGCACCUGCAUCGCCAUGCAGAUACGCAACGGUGACAAGGCCAAUGAGACAGGAGUGCCACCGCCCACGCUCGGUCAGUACAUGGACGUGUUGCAAGAGUUCACGCUCAAUGGUACGCGUUACCUCGAUGUCUUUGUGAUGACCGACAACGACACUGUGGUGGAGGAGCUACGUCGCACGCAACUUCAUCAACCCUACCGCUUCCACUUCUUGCCCAAUGUCCAUCGAAGUGAUGCGGACAUUGCAGCACAGUUGAGUAACACUCGACAGAAGGAUAUAGCAGCGACACCUCCACAUGUGAUGGGUAUGGAGGUGUUGGCUGAAGUAUUGCUAGCCAGUGAAUGUAACCUAUUCAUCGGCACACUCUCGUCCAAUGUUGGUCGGGCAAUCAUUGAACUGAUGAGGGCCAAGAACCAUGAUCCAUCCCUCAAGUCAAUCUUCUGGCGGAGCGUGGACAACUCUACAUGGGUAGCCAAUCCCUAA
Molecule: messenger RNA, 1392 nt
Organism: Acytostelium subglobosum LB1
Lineage: Eukaryota; Evosea; Eumycetozoa; Acytosteliales; Acytosteliaceae
Exons: 2
Coding region: 1-1392 (463 amino acids)
Biological process (GO): protein N-linked glycosylation
Molecular function (GO): alpha-(1->6)-fucosyltransferase activity
Source: RefSeq, a predicted model, not a curated record